GUAUCUUGGGCCUUCCCAAGCAACUACAAUGGGUGAUCAAACGAACGCGCCUUUACUUCCUGCCUGUUUGCCCACCGAAGAUCAUGCCCCGACUAUUCGCUUGCUGUUUGUCGCUUGUCACGCUUGCCCUUGUUGUCUCGUGGACCGCAGCGGUUGACGCCCAAGAGAAACCGAACGCCGCGGUCGAUUUGCCUGGCCUGCUUUGCUUCUGGGACUUUCAGCAGAAAGCAGACGAUGGCUACGUCAGCCGUGGUACUUACGCGUACAAACUUCAGCCGAAGAAUGGUCCGAUCACUACGUCGGAAGAAGGUGUCUUUGGUGGCAGCCUUCAAGUUCGCCAAGGGCAAUGGCUGAUGAUCCCCAGGGCCGAAUGCCCCGGGCUCAAUUUGCAUGGCCAAGAUGAAGUGACGAUCGUCGCAUGGAUUCAACGCAAGAGCGACGCCGACUGGCAGUACAUUGCCGGCAUGUGGAACGAACGAGACGCGAAGCGGCAGUAUGCAUUGUUCACGUGUGCGGCCCGGCAGACAAACUUCGAGACGAUGGACCGCAUUCCAGCCAAACAUCAAACGCAUGGCUAUGCGUCGGACGUCGGCGGAGCAACGCCAGGCAAGCCGUUCUGUUUCUCGUAUGCCUCUGGCGAAACGAAACUGCCCAAGGGGAAGUGGACGAUGAUCGCUUACACCUACGAUCACGAGUUCCUGCGCGUCUAUGUUGAUGGAAAGCUGGACGAGAAACCUGGCUUCAAUCCAUUUGCGUGGGACAAGCCGAUCUUCGAGGGUGGCAAAGACGGGGCCGAUUUCACCGUCGCGCGUCAGUGCCUGCCGAACUGGCCGCACUAUCCCAACGCAGAGAAGCCGAUGCUUCGCCAAGGCUUCGGCGGCAAGCUGGCCGGGCUGGCAGUUUUCAAACGGGCUCUUUCCGCCAACGAGCUGGUCAAAAUGCAUGAAGUGACACUGGCGGACAAGUAA
Symbiodinium sp. CCMP2456 is the source of this 968-nucleotide messenger RNA. Lineage: Eukaryota; Dinophyceae; Suessiales; Symbiodiniaceae. The record is from the annotation of a GenBank genome assembly.